GUAUAAUUGCGUCAAAUUAGAAAUUCUUGAGCAUACAACUGAACUUGAGUCAAAAGUAGCAAAAAUUGUUGAUUUUGUGCCAUUAGUUGGUACUGCGUAUAAACUAAUCUCUUCUGGUGUAUAUUUUGUAUUAAGGAAGCCAAAUUUAGCAAAGAGACGAUUCAUGGAAGGAACUAGUGAUUUAUCUAAGAUUCUCUCUAAGAUUGCUGUGAAACUGUUAACUAAUUCAUGA
Molecule: messenger RNA, 232 nt
Organism: Dentiscutata erythropus
Lineage: Eukaryota; Fungi; Glomeromycota; Glomeromycetes; Diversisporales; Gigasporaceae
Source: the annotation of a GenBank genome assembly